This is a messenger RNA of Salvelinus fontinalis (brook trout), 2202 nucleotides long. RefSeq names its product testis expressed metallothionein like protein (gene tesmin). Gene Ontology annotation, biological process: regulation of DNA-templated transcription. Lineage: Eukaryota; Metazoa; Chordata; Actinopteri; Salmoniformes; Salmonidae. The record is from RefSeq and is a predicted model, not a curated record. Gene Ontology annotation, cellular component: nucleus. The transcript has 12 exons. The coding region runs from base 27 to 1778 and encodes 583 amino acids.
GCCAUCGAACGCAUCCAUUUUGAAAGAUGGAUGUGGCUCGCGCCCCCUCCCCUAAUCUAAAUAAUUUCUAUCACCAGUCACUUCGCCUCAGGAAAGGUUCUUCCACAACUGACUGUCAGGUAGGAUCCUUGUUUAGAAUGAGUUGCCUCAAAGAACAAAACCAAAGAAGUCUGGACAAUGGAUCCGAAAUUUCCGCUGUCUAUUCCUCUGAGAACUAUGGUUGCCACCUAAGAACAUUGGACGUCAACAUUGAUUCAGGAGAUCACACUGACUUCAGUGUGCCAGGAGUGAUGCCCCAUGGUUCAGGUGGAGAGUGGUCAGGGUACAGCAGAGAAGCUGGGUCCAGCAGGAUGGACCACCACUGUACCAACUACAGAUUCUACCCACCUCCACAUGAUGCUGAGCUCUCACUUCCUCAAUACCAAUUUGCUACUCAUGGAGAUUAUGUGCUCCCCCAGUCUAGCCCGUUCCAUUUAAUGAACCCCAGUUUAGCUAAUAACAGUCAUCUCAGUUCACUUGGUGGCCAGUGGUCAUCGGAGGGCCCAGUCCACAGCAAUAUGUUGUCAGGUGAAAUCUAUGAUGCUGUGGCGAGCAUUUGCCCAGACAGCAAGGAUGACCACGGACCAGAGUCCUAUCGCAAACAGGAGACUAUGGCCGAGCUAAUGCCUCAGAAACAAAUGGACAUCAGUCAGUCUGCCAACGAGCCGCUCACUGUGUAUCUACAGCACCUAGACCACCAGCUUGGGGAGAAUGCCACUGUUGUGUGCAACAUGAGUGGCCGAGGGCAGAUGGUGGUAAUGAACCACUGUAGCCCAGGUCAGAUGCUCCACUCCCUGCCUCCUGGCCACCCUGACUCCAGUCCAGAGACCCACUACUACACCACAUCCUCUAAGGAAAACUCAGAGCAGAGCUACUCAAUGGGAAAAGCUUCUCAGUCCUACCUGCCCUCUAUGAGCCUGCCUCCCAUUGGGCCCAACCACAGCCUCCUUUCCCCCAACCAUCUGGUCUCCUCUGGUCCUCCUGGCUCUGGAUACAGCUACAACCACAUGCCUGCACCCUACUUCUCACAGUACCACCAGUAUCCUGAGUAUCCUGACUCCCUAUGUCUGGUCCCUGAUGGCCAGUCCACGGCAAGCAGUGUCUUACGUCUCAGUGGAUCUCUAUGGGACUCCAAAUCCAAGAAGCCCUGCAACUGCACUAAAUCUCAGUGUCUCAAACUUUACUGUGACUGCUUCGCUAACGGCGACGUCUGCAGCAACUGCAACUGCAUCAACUGCUGCAACAACAAUGAGCACGAGUCAGAGAGAUACAAGGCCAUCAAGAUUUGUCUGGACAGAAAUCCUGAGGCGUUCAGACCAAAGAUUGGAAACGGGAAACUGGGAGAGAUCAAAGGACGCCACAACAAGGGCUGCAACUGCAAACGCUCAGGCUGUUUGAAGAACUACUGCGAAUGCUAUGAGGCCAAGAUAAUGUGCUCAUCCACCUGUAAGUGUGUGGGCUGCAGAAACUACGAGGACAGUCCAGAGAGGAAGACCAUGGUGUGGGACAGCCCUGACACCACCUUCUACAAGAAGGCCAAAUGUGACAAGGACAAGUGUCCUCUGUCGUGCAUCACGCUCGACGUCGUGGAAGCCACAUGCGGCUGUCUUCUGGCGCAAGCAGAGGAGGCUGAGAAGGAAGGCUACACGCUGUGUCAAGCUGAGAAAAUGAUUUUGGAGGAGUUCGGCCAGUGUUUGACGCAGAUUGUUCGGUCAAUAUUUAAAUCUACUAGCUUGUAGAUAGAAUCUCAGGUAGGACAAGUUGAUUAACAUUUUGGAUAUGGUCUGUUCUAAACAUGGUGACAUUUAAGCUGCCAUUUUUUAUCAACAUAUUUAUCAACAAGAUGUUGUGAAUUGUGUAUGCGUAUGUAUUUAUUUGUUACAUAAUUGAUUUAUGCAUGUAUUUAUGCAUUAAUUUAUUUAACUUAUUCACUCACUUUAGUUUAAGUCUCAGAAUGGAGGACAGUUCCAUCAGCUCUGGGUCAUAUGUCAUUGGUUUGAAAUAUGAAUCAAAAAUGAGUUCUUGUGAACAAUUCUUUCCAUUUCUUUCAUCCUUUCCUUUUAAGAUGUAGAAAGAACAUUUAAUUUUAUGCAAAUGUCUCUGUUAAAAUACAACAUCCAAAUGUACUGAUGAGCAUUCUGUGAAAAUAAAAUAUUAAAUACA